AUGUUAACCAAAAUUGAAGACCCGAUUGAACGCAAACGGCGUUUCCUGAAUGACUUGUGCCGACGCGGACCCGAGGCCUACAACCUAUUCUCCGAAGUGCUCUACGGUGUGGAUCAGGUGCCGGCGGCGCGUAUACUCAGGCCGAGUAUAUUUACGGGUACUUUUAGUAAACAGCAAGUGAUGGAGAAUAUCACGAGUUCGCCGCUCACGGAAGUGGCGGCCGAAGUGUUCCCGUCGGGUGGUGUGGACUCCGGCGACCAUUCCGUGCCCUACGUUCGCAGCCCGACGUCGACUAUUGUCUGCUCCAUUGAAAACCCAGAUUUGCUGACAAGCGUUAAGAAAUGCAAGAAAGAGAUGAAAGGCGCCAAUAUUUACCGAAUGCGUGCCGACCCGCGCGGCUAUUGUCUCAUUUUCAAUACAUUCAAAUACCUCAACGAUUGCUAUCCACAGCGCGCCGGCUCUGAGGCCGAGACCAAACGCAUGACCGAUGUGUUCACACAAUUGCACUUCAAUGUCGAAGUGAGAGAGAAUCAGACGAAGGAUGAGAUGGAAGCGGCGCUGAAGGACUUCUCGAAGAGGUUCGAGCUCUCAAAACACGACGCUUUCAUUCUUAUGGUGUUAUCUCACGGACACUCUGGAUAUGUCGUCGCUGCGGACGGAGUGUCCCUUCACUUCAAUGACAUAAUAAAGCGCUUCAACAACGAGAACAGUCCGCAUCUCAUCAAUAAACCCAAACUAUUCUUCUUUAACUGUUGUCGCGGCGACACUCACGAUUUGGGGCCAAAAUUCGUUUUGGAUGACUUCGAGGACGCUGUGAGCGAUGCCCGCAGUUUUGAUACCCGAUCGGUGCCUCUCAAUGGAGAUAUGAUGAUCUGUUACUCCACUAUUGACGGUUACGUCUCGUGGCGUAAUGAGAACACGGGCUCCUGGUUUGGGACAGCGCUCUGUCAGUCACUCGCGAAACAAUCGCAUUCCUAUGAAUUACACGCUAUUCUCACAACUACUUCACAUUUGGUUAACAAUAAGUCGACGUCUGAUGGAGAGAAGCAAGUGAUGGAGCAUUCGUACAGAGGGUGGAAGAAAUUGUUUUAUUUCAAUCCAGGAAUCGCUGAGAACCGUGAAUCCACUUCAUCUCCCAUUUGUUAAUCAAAAGUCAUUAUAAAACUAACGCUCAAAACGAUAGCAUGUAUUAAGUCUUAACAUUAAUUAGAUUAGAGAGCUUUUAAUCAUAUAUUUUCACCAGAAGUGCCAUUAAAUAUGUUAUUACCGUAAAUACCUUCCAAAUCAUAAUCUUCUUCAACGAAAAGCGCAACAAUUCGUGAUUUUUUAUACAUAAAUUCAUUCCAUUAUAACAAAUAUAAUAAAUAAUUCUACAAUUAAUUUAUACUUAUAAUUAAAUGCCAUAUUAUAUACAGUACUUCCCAAGUCUUUCAUGAAGAUUAUUAAUUUAAGAGUUAAUCAGAAUUUCGUUAUAAAGUUUUGCAAUACUUAAUAAUUAUUUAAAAUUGUUUUUUCUUUUGAAAAUAAUUCAUAUUUUAUUA
Medioppia subpectinata is the source of this 1541-nucleotide messenger RNA. NCBI's taxonomy places the organism in Eukaryota, Metazoa, Arthropoda, Arachnida, Sarcoptiformes, Oppiidae. The record is from the annotation of a GenBank genome assembly.